Molecule: messenger RNA, 975 nt
Organism: Dendrobium catenatum
Lineage: Eukaryota; Viridiplantae; Streptophyta; Magnoliopsida; Asparagales; Orchidaceae
Product: membrane-anchored ubiquitin-fold protein 1
Exons: 4
Coding region: 422-784 (120 amino acids)
Molecular function (GO): protein binding
Source: RefSeq, a predicted model, not a curated record
UUGUUUUAGGAGCUUGACAUGGAAUGGACUAUGGAGUCGAGAAUGAGUAGAGGCAUCUGCUUACUGCGCAAAUUUCUCAGAGUUAGAAUCUGAAGUUUUUAUUCAUCUCGUCUUCUUCCUCCCCUUCCUCUCUUUUUCUCUCUCCACAUGCAAUAUUAUUCUUCGUUAAAGCUGCCGCCUUUUCACUUUCUCCCCUCUUUAGCAAGAGCCCUAUCGCUGAUCAGAGCUCGCCUUAAGCGAUAGUGUUCCAGGCCAAGCUGUCUGGCUUUUUGUUUUAUUUUUCUUCCGUUUAGGAAUUUCUUAGCAGCAAAGUAUUGCUGAUCCUGAAACAGUUUCGAGGGGAAGAGAACCACAUCAAAAUCUUAUCUUGCUAUGUUUUUCUGCUAUUUUGGUGGACAUCCAGAUCCAGCUUGAUAUCAGUAUGUCUGGAGUUCAGGAGCAAUUAGAAAUCAGGUUCAGAUUGCCUGAUGGAUCAGAUAUUGGUCCCAAGAACUAUUCAACAGCUUCCACUGUGACCACUUUGAAGGAAAGCAUUAUCGCUGAAUGGCCCAAAGAAAUGGAGAACCAACCAAGAACUGUAAAUGACCUGAAAUUGAUCAAUGCUGGGAGGAUAUUGGAAAACAACAAUACAUUGGCAGAGUGCAGAAGCCCUAUAUGUGAUCUUUCAGGUGUUACAACUAUGCAUGUUGUGGUUCGACCACCUUCGAUCCAACGAGAAAUCAGUAAAGAUCAACUUAAAGGAAGGAAGCAAAAAAAUCCAAGGAAAACCAAUGUGGAUGUGUGAUUUUAUGAUCAAAUUUUCAGCAGAAGAAACUUGCAGCAAUAGUGAUUGAAGCUGUAGUAUCAGGCUAUUGAUCAAAAGAUGGUAUUUUAUUCCAUAUUUUAGUGCUAAAAAUGUUGCAUUAUUGUUAAGCAUCCAUUCAAAUGUGGUAGAUUAUUGUAAUAUUAUGGGUGUUUUCUUCUUCUUCUUUUUUU